AUGAAGUUCACAAUAGCUCUACUCGUUAUUGUGUUUGUGGAAAUUGACGGACAGUGGACAGGUAAUUCUAUCAUUUUUCACGUGUUUCCAUUUAUAAACUCGUUUAUAGAACUGGAAGUGAUAAAAUUGUUAGAAGAGACCAAUGUCAGACACGCACAAAUCGAACAAAUGACCAAGGAGGCGGCGAUCAGGCACAAUCAGGUAAUGAAUGCUCUGAACGUUUUGACGUUUUUCUUGGAUAAACUAUGGAUAAAGAGUUUGGGCGCGAAAGGGGGCGUGGCCUAAUCUGAGACGCGUUUUCUGAAAAUUUUCGCAAUUCCCGCACUUUUCCGAUAUUUUUGUGUGUUUGAUAUCGACGAAAAAAGACAUUAAAGAGAGAAAACUUUGAAAUUUUCGUAAAAACGCCGCGCUUGAGACGUUUUUGGCAUAUUUCGCAAUUCGGAAUUUUCAUACCGGCCGAUCUGGAUAGUUUUGAGACGAAGUGAGUGUCGGAAGUGAUUAAGCACGUUAAUACAAGUAUUUUAAGCGUUCAAACGGCAAAAAGUGUCGGCGAAUGACUGAAAUUCGCGCAUUUUCAGCACAAAACUUGAAAAUCGAUUCAAUUGAUUCAUUUCUGAGUGAAACCUGCUCGUUUUAUGCUCAAAAAGCGCGCGAUGAUUAGUUUAACAAAAGUUAUGCAAUUACAUCGUCGAAAUCGGCCAAAAUUUGGGUAAUUUUUGACGAAAAACAUGAAAAAUGGGGUUAAAUUUCGAUGUUCGCACGGUCUCCGAGGGCAGCUAAUGCUAAACACAGUACGCUCGUAAAUUGCGGAGUGUCGUUGUAACUUUUGAAUAUUUGCAGGUCUAAAAAUGCGGUUCAAUUCGAGUUUACGACCUUUAAUUCUUUCUUUUUGACUUGAAAAACGUCUUGAAAACAAUAUUUUACUUAUUGGAAACCGCUCUUUACAGAAUUUAGAUUUUUUCAUGUUUUUAGCGUCUUUUUCGCAUUUCGUCAAAACUUCAAACCUUUAUAUUUCAGCUCAUUUUGCAUUUCAUGAGCCCAACGAACGAUAAAAAUGUUCGCUAAAUCUUUCUUCACAAAAUUCAGGUUCCGGCGGUUAGUUUUCUUGAGCAGUUUUCGAAAACUAUUCGAAAAACAUCAAAAUCCAGGCCAAAACCUUCAAAUCGAAAUAACUCGGCUAAUUCUCAACGAUAUGCGAGAUUUCUGUUACCAAAACGUAGCUAGUGCUCUAAUUAUUCGAAUCCAGGAUCCGGGCGUACAAAAAAUAGGUGUAUUGUACAGAAAACAUGGAAAGAACGCAAACUCCCGUUGAAAAUUAAUUAAUCGGCCACCGCGUAAAUCGACACAGCCCGCCUGUUGCAAGUGCGCCCCAUUGAAAUCAUUCGCGUCGUGGGAGACCGUGCGCUAGGCCACGAGCCUUUCUAAGUUUUUGGUCGCCGUGCCAAUCGAUUCUCGAAUUUUCCAGAUGAAUCCCGACGGUCUGAGCGUAUCCGAAAGAACCGGUGGAAAUUCGCAACCGCCGUUUCCGCCGGUCCCAGUCGAACCGCCCAUUCCGGCACCGGUCCCGCCGCCUCCGGACACUCCGAACCCCUCUUCGAUUCCGGCGACACGAAGUGUGAUCCGACCGGCGCCGAUGCCCACAAUCGACGAUGAUCGCACUUUUUUGGCCAGUCCGUUUUUCGCUCAAUCUCUGCAACUAUUUUGUAUUUAAAAAAAAAAUGCUGAUAAUUUCCAGAAAUGUCCGAACAAGAGGCGCUCGUCAAUCAGCUGAAUGCGCUGUCGGCGCGAGAAGCGGCCACUCGCAACGGCCUAUUGGUUAUGGGCGAAACUUUGGGUAAUCCAACAAUAUCCAUCGUGAAAAAGUGCUGAGACACAGUUGCAGAAGGAGCCCUGAUGAGUGCUCUCCGUCCGUUGACAAUGCCAUCAUUUUUGGGCCAACCGAUUCCCGGCCAUUUUGUACCGUUUCAAAGGAUGCAAAGUAGGUUUUUUGUUCUGGAAAACGACGUUUCAAAGCCGUUUUUUUGAGGACCAAUCGAACAAUCGCCAACCGACGAGCGUCCGCAAAUCCAAUCGAGACCUCUGGCGUCGCAAUUACCGAUGCGAGAACGGAAUUUCGAGAGUGUGCAGUGGCAGAUGGAGCAGGAAGCUCAAGUUGUUCUCAAAAACGAAACGGGUCCCGCUUUUUGA
Messenger RNA from Caenorhabditis sp. 36 PRJEB53466, 2187 nucleotides. NCBI's taxonomy places the organism in Eukaryota, Metazoa, Nematoda, Chromadorea, Rhabditida, Rhabditidae. The record is from the annotation of a GenBank genome assembly.